This is a messenger RNA of Thunnus maccoyii (southern bluefin tuna), 3671 nucleotides long. It is a transcript of the gene erlin1, whose product is annotated as ER lipid raft associated 1. The transcript is spliced from 12 exons. The record is from RefSeq and is a predicted model, not a curated record. Gene Ontology annotation, molecular function: cholesterol binding; ubiquitin protein ligase binding. Gene Ontology annotation, biological process: SREBP signaling pathway. Gene Ontology annotation, cellular component: endoplasmic reticulum membrane; endoplasmic reticulum. NCBI's taxonomy places the organism in Eukaryota, Metazoa, Chordata, Actinopteri, Scombriformes, Scombridae. The coding region runs from base 105 to 1133 and encodes 342 amino acids.
CUGCCUUCAGGGGCUGUCUGAACCUGUGGGAGGCGGGGUGAGGUGAGGGGGAGGGGUCGUUGAACGAGAAGAACAGGAGGGGAGACUGCUCGAUAUAGUGGUGAAUGCUUGCAAGGAUGACGAUGCCGCAUGUAGGGGCAGUAUUUGCAACAAUAGCAGGACUGAUGGCAAUCCUGUUACACUCCUCCAUUCACAAGAUAGAGGAAGGACACCUUGCUGUGUACUACAGGGGUGGGGCUUUGCUGACAAUUCCCAACGGCCCUGGAUAUCAUAUUAUGCUGCCUUUUAUUACCACCUACAGAUCAGUGCAGACUACUCUCCAAACUGAUGAGAUCAAGAAUGUGCCUUGUGGAACAAGUGGUGGUGUGAUGAUCUAUUUUGACAGAAUAGAGGUUGUCAACAUGCUGGUCCCCUCAGCAGUUGUGGAUAUCGUGAGGAACUACACUGCUGAUUAUGACAAAACUCUAAUUUUCAACAAGAUUCACCACGAACUGAACCAGUUCUGCAGUGUGCACACACUACAGGAGGUCUACAUCGAGUUGUUUGACAUCAUAGAUGAGAACCUGAAGACUGCCCUGCAGAAAGACCUUAAUUCUAUGGCCCCGGGACUCACAAUACAGGCAGUCCGUGUUACCAAGCCAAAGAUCCCCGAGUCUAUAAGGAGGAACUUUGAACUCAUGGAAGCAGAGAAGACUCGUCUGUUAAUCACGGCUCAGACUCAGAAGGUGGUGGAAAAGGAAGCAGAGACUGAGAGGAAGAAGGCCAUUAUUGAGGCUCAGAAAGUGGCCCAGGUAGCAGAGAUCCAGUUCCAACAGAAAGUGAUGGAGAAAGAGACGGAGAAGAAGAUCUCUGAAAUAGAGGAUGCUGCCUUCCUGGCGAGGGAGAGGGCAAAGGCUGAUGCAGAAUUUUACACUGCUGCCAAGUCUGCCGAAGCAAACCGGUUGAAGUUAACCCCGCAGUACCUGCAGCUGAUGAAGUACCAGGCCGUAGCAGCUAACAGUAAGAUCUACUUCGGCCAGGACAUCCCCACCAUGUUCAUGGAGGGAACAAACAGCCCUCCAAAGUCUGAGCGCUCCCCUCAUAAGUCCAAAGCCGAACCAGACUUGAUUAGAGAGAAGCAAGACGGGCAGUGACUCGGCCUCCGCGCAGGACAGGACAACCUGUUGAGGACUUGUCUUGUUUGUGAGGUAGAGAGCACUGAGCUUCAGAUGAAGGGUGGGAUAGCUUUGCAGCUGGUUUGGUGAACAACACACUUCAGUCUUAAAUCUAAGCAGCAAAGAGAGAAAAUGUAAGGAUUUAAGGCGAAGGACAAGUGGAAGCGAGAGGUAGGAAGGACAAGAUAAAAGGGAACGUUUUUUUUUGUUUGUUUUUUUUUCACCUUCCACUCUUUUUGGAAAAAGACAUUUUUUUAGGAAUGAGAAAGAUGCCAUAGUUUAAAAUCUAAAGCAUAUUAAAUGCUUAUGCCUGCAAGGCGACAGCAAGUAGUCGCCCUAAUCUACAUGUGCUUGCAAUCAGUGCAGUGUUUAUCUUUGCUUUUGGAUCUGCAUUAAUUUCUGUUAGUUGUAUGCAAGAGGAGUGAUUCGUGCUGAAAAUGAUUUUGACUCUGAUCAUUAAUUUCUGGUUUAGCCGAACUGGAAUCCGACAGGUGACACUAAUUAUACGCAGAACGAUUUGUACAAGUGCCAUUUUUCUCUCACACUGAAUCACUAGUCGGCUCUUCUCUUUGAACACAAGUCAGUGAGAGGAUUGUUUAAUCAAACGUUGCUGGUGUAUGAACUUAUUAUUAUUAUUAAAUGUGGUGAUUGUAAGAGAUUCAUUCACUACAUGGAGCCCACCUAUAUGAAAUCAUACAGGUAUGAAAAGUGAGCUGUGAAAUAUUUUUGAGAAUCACAGCUUUUUAGAAACAAAUGGCCUGAUUUAGUUAAACUUCCACCUGCAUAAAGAGAGAUACAGUAUGUUUCUAUAGGCACUCAAGUCUUGAGGUUGAAUGGUUGUCUCAGUUUCUAUAUUUAAUAUACAGUUGUGUCAGAUUGGUAGUAAUGUGGUUUAUUUUCUGUUAGACUGGUGAUAGUUUGGUGUUAAUUAGUUGUGGGUGAAAGGGCAGCCACUACGGACAGACAUGAGAUGCUGCACCAACACUUGCUGUGGCGUUAACUGUGAAACCACCUGAGAGGAAAGAAAAAAAACGUUCUGGUGCUGCUAAAAGAAAAUCUGCCUUUCUAACUUUAAAUUCAAGUUGACUUAGUAAAAUGGGAAGAGUAACGAUAAAACAGCUCAGUAUCAGUGGGGCUUUCCACUGGAGGAAGUUGUGAUUUGUACUCCUCAUCAAGAAGUCAUCCAUCUUGUUUUGAUUAUCAGGGCCGUGCAUGAGGAAAUUUAUAGUGGCUUGAUUGAGAUGAUUAGUAGUGCCUGUAACUAUCUGCCAACUCUUUUGUUUUAGAGCUUAUUGAGACGUGGUUAAAUGUUAAUUCUCAGGAAAUUGAUUUUUUUUAUUUUGUGUAAUCAUUCCCCAUGUUCACACUGGCCAUUAAGAGAUCCCCAGGACAGCUGCUCGUUGUUAGACAGAGCUUAUUGUGCAAGCAAAUGUUUGAACUUUGGCAUAUAUUCUGUAUAUUGAAGUCUAUUAAUUGAAUCUGGUAAUACUCAAGUAGAUAAAGUGAAGUCGUGAAACAAGAAAGGAACUAUUUGAUUUGAGGAUAUGCAAAGUUAAUUCAAAAAAUUAAAGUCUGCUGAUGCAAAAAAUUGAAAAACACAUUCAACUAAGGUGACAUUUUUAUUGCUGCAUCACCAUUUUAUUGCACCAUUUAUUUACAGUAGAUGUCUGACAUUGAAGAUUACGCGGACAGGGCUCUCACAAAGGAAAUAAUACAAACAAAAGCUCUGUUCUACUGUAAAUGUUUACAUUUUCUGCACUUCAAGAAUUGAAGGACUGUGAAGUAUUUCAGUCUUUGCUAAACAAGAUCACUUGAAGGAUUUAGAUUUCAACACACAACUCCUAAUAAAAAUAGUAUCUCACACUUCAUGAGUUUGUUUAACUUCCAAUUAGUUUUGUGUGACGACAUGAGUUCCAGUAGUGCACAAAAACAAGCUUUCUUCCUUUUUUUAUUUUAAAGAUGAAUGUCGUUAAUGCUCGAGCUAAAACAACAUGCAAGUUGGUGCUAGUUUUAUUGUGUGUGAAGCUUUUUUGAUUUUGUUUAGCUUUGUUUUUCAAAAACAAGGAAAUACUUCCAAUAUUCAGAUUCAAGCCUUAAAUAACGAAGGGAUACCCGAGGUUUAAAGUGAUUCUUAUUAACUACACGGCUCCAUGUGAACUUGGCAUGUGAUAUGUCUGAAGAGCGUGCACAGAAACACUGCACAGCCUCACAAUAGACUCCAGGUGAGAAAGACACAACUAGCAGCGGACACUACUCGUGUUUGGAAGGCGUCCUGAUGUUUACUUGACCUCUGAAUGGCAGUUUAAAGGCUGCACUCUUCAUUUACUUUGGUGAUGGGUUCAAAUAAAGAUGCAAAAGAAGUGUAUGAAUCACUCAUGAAAAUCUUUUUUUUGUCAAUAUUUUGUACAAUCUGUGAAAUUUAAACAUUGUCUUCUUGUUUUAAAAGGUUUAUAUGCAAAAUGUUUUCAAGUUUUGACAAUGUUCUUAUGUAAAAUAAAACCUAUUUUGGUACCUCUC